AUGCUUCAGGCAUGGGCUGGUGAUGAAUCGAGUGUUUCGAGGCCAGUCAGUCUUAAGCGAACAUUAUACAAAUCCUUUAUUAACAAAUUUACAGUUGAGAAGAGCAUAAAAGAAGUACAGACUACUGCUCAAAAGACAAAUACAGCAAUUGAAAUCCUAGAUAGUGAUCGACGGCGCGAGAAAGUAAUUGCGAAGCUGCCGUAUGCAAAGGAUUCCUUAGGGUUAUUUGAUGAAGGCCUGAUCAAAGAUGCCAUCCGAAAACCAGAAUCGACUUGCGCCGUCAAAUCGGAGCAUGGGCCGAGAAUGGACAAGGAAAGUCGAUAUUCUUGCUGA
This is a messenger RNA of Talaromyces stipitatus ATCC 10500, 333 nucleotides long. RefSeq lists its product as uncharacterized. NCBI's taxonomy places the organism in Eukaryota, Fungi, Ascomycota, Eurotiomycetes, Eurotiales, Trichocomaceae. The transcript has 2 exons. Bases 1 to 333 code for a protein of 110 amino acids. The record is from RefSeq and is a predicted model, not a curated record.